Messenger RNA from Quercus lobata, 1517 nucleotides. RefSeq names its product hypersensitive-induced response protein 1-like. The coding region runs from base 350 to 1210 and encodes 286 amino acids. Gene Ontology annotation, cellular component: mitochondrion. The record is from RefSeq and is a predicted model, not a curated record. NCBI's taxonomy places the organism in Eukaryota, Viridiplantae, Streptophyta, Magnoliopsida, Fagales, Fagaceae. The transcript has 6 exons.
UUGCUCAAUCGCAUAAAAGUGUUUGUGUUCUUUAUGUUGUUUUCUGAUUCAUAUUGUUGUCGAACUCAAACGCUGGAGUUUCAAUUAGUUUUUCCAUCCUGACCCUAGUUUUUCAAUUGGCUUUUUAGAGAUCACAAACAUUUAUGCCCCUGUUUCUAUAAUUCUUUUCUCGGUUUUGUUUUUUAAGAAUAUAUGUCAUUUUCUUACUGUCUGGAAGCAAAUUAUGUCAUUAUUUCUUUUUAAUGGGGGUAUUCUAUGCAGUUGCAGUGAGAAACUAUUGUUUAUUUUCAAUUAAAUUUAUUUAGCACACAAAGAUUUGUGUAUUUCAUUUAUCAUUCAAGAGUGAAAAAUGGGUCAAGCUUUAUGCUGUGUUCAAGUGGACCAGUCAACUGUAGCCAUCAAAGAAACUUUUGGGAAGUUUGAUGAUGUGCUUGAUCCCGGAUGUCACUGCUUGCCUUGGGUUUUGGGACAGCAGAUAGCUGGCCACCUCUCUUUGCGUGUGCAGCAGCUGGAUGUUCGAUGUGAAACAAAGACAAAGGAUAAUGUGUUUGUUACUGUUGUUGCUUCUAUUCAAUACCGGGCCUUGGCAGACAAAGCUUCCGAUGCUUUCUACAAACUCAGCAACACCAGAGCACAAAUCCAAUCCUAUGUCUUUGAUGUUAUUAGAGCAAGUGUUCCAAAGUUGGAGCUGGAUUCUGUUUUUGAACAAAAGAAUGAGAUCGCGAAAGCUGUGGAAGAGGAACUUGAAAAGGCCAUGUCUGCUUAUGGAUUUGAGAUUGUUCAAACUCUCAUUGUGGACAUUGAACCUGAUGAACAUGUGAAGAGAGCUAUGAACGAGAUAAAUGCUGCUGCAAGAAUGAGGGUGGCAGCUAAUGAGAAGGCUGAAGCAGAAAAAAUCCUGCAAAUCAAACGUGCCGAGGGAGAUGCCGAAUCUAAAUAUCUGGCUGGGCUUGGUAUAGCCCGCCAGCGUCAAGCCAUUGUAGAUGGGCUGAGGGACAGCGUGCUUGCUUUUUCUGUGAAUGUACCUGGGACUACAUCAAAGGAUGUCAUGGACAUGGUUCUGGUUACUCAAUAUUUCGACACAAUGAAAGAAAUCGGUGCAUCUUCAAAGUCCAACUCUGUUUUCAUCCCACACGGACCAGGUGCUGUGAGAGACAUUGCUUCUCAGAUUAGGGAUGGCCUCCUUCAAGGAAAUACCAGUCAGAAUUAGUGACUUGUAUUGCAGCAUAUAUGUUUCAUGAGUGGCUUUUCAAUGGAAUACUUGUGUCUUUUAUUCUUCUUCUUUUCUACUUUCGUAAGUAUUACAUGAGUAAAGCUAGGAGUUAGGGAGUGUCUUGCAAGUUGCAACUAAGUGGUGUGGCGUGUAUAGAUGGUCUUGAACUCUGCCAUAGUGUGAUCAAUAUUCUUUAUAGUAAAAACGAUAUUGGUUUGUGUAAAUUUGUGGUAUCCUCUGGUUUUAUGCUAUUUUGUAAAUGUUGUCUGCAUUUUGUGAAUGGUUCCCUUUGAUGGGUUUGCUU